This is a messenger RNA of Trichoderma gamsii, 1026 nucleotides long. Its product is annotated as porphobilinogen deaminase. The transcript has a single exon. Gene Ontology annotation, biological process: heme biosynthetic process. Bases 1 to 1026 code for a protein of 341 amino acids. NCBI's taxonomy places the organism in Eukaryota, Fungi, Ascomycota, Sordariomycetes, Hypocreales, Hypocreaceae. The record is from RefSeq and is a predicted model, not a curated record. Gene Ontology annotation, molecular function: hydroxymethylbilane synthase activity. Gene Ontology annotation, cellular component: cytoplasm.
AUGGCCGACGACAAAUCAUCAGGCCUCGCACAGGGCCCAACAACCAUCAGGGUCGGCACGCGCAACUCGCCCCUCGCCCUCGCCCAGGCCGACAUCGUCGUCGCAGCCCUCCAGGCCGUGCUGCCCGCCUACUCGUUUCCCAUCCACGGAAUGACAACCACCGGCGAUCGCGACCAGACGACGGCGCUCUACAACUUUGGCGGCAAGGGCCUGUGGACGACGCAGCUGGAGGACAAGCUCGAGGCAAACGAGCUCGACAUCAUUGUGCACUCGCUAAAGGACAUGCCCACGACGCUGCCCGAGGGCCUGCUGCUUGGCUGCGUCACCAAGCGGGAGGACCCUCGUGACACGCUGGUGCUGAAGAAGGCAUUGGUCGACAAGCACGGCUGGAAGAGCCUGGCCGACCUGCCGGCGGGCAGCAUCAUCGGCACCAGCAGCGUGCGCCGCAUCGCCCAGCUCGCGCGACGAUACCCAAACCUCAAGUUCAAGGACCACCGGGGCAACAUCCAGACGCGGCUGCGCAAACUCGACGAGGACCCUGAGCUCACGGGCAUCAUCCUGGCGGCGGCCGGCCUGCAGCGAAUGAAUCUCGACGCUCACAUCUCGCAGUUCCUCGAGCUGGACAAUGGCGGCAUCCUGCACGCCGUGGGACAGGGCGCACUGGGCAUUGAGUGUCGCGCCGGCGACCAGAAAGUGAUCGAUGCCCUCAAGUUGAUCGAGGACAAGAACGCCGCUCUGGCAACGGUAGCCGAGAGGAGCCUGAUGCGCGCGCUGGAGGGCGGCUGCAGCGUGCCCAUUGGCGUCGAGACCAAGUGGGUUGCGCCGGGCCAGCUGAGGCUACGGGCCACGGUCGUGUCGGUGCAGGGCACAGAGGGCGUGGACGGCGAGGAGGUCCAGACGAUUGCGUCCGCAGAGGAGGCCGACAAGUUUGGCGUCAAGAUGGCGGCCGAUCUGGUGGACAAGGGCGCAAACAAGAUCUUGGACGACAUCAAUAAGAACAAGCCGGCACCACCGCCAGCCCAAUAA